Penicillium pulvis is the source of this 2022-nucleotide messenger RNA. RefSeq lists its product as uncharacterized. The record is from RefSeq and is a predicted model, not a curated record. Bases 1 to 2022 code for a protein of 673 amino acids. NCBI's taxonomy places the organism in Eukaryota, Fungi, Ascomycota, Eurotiomycetes, Eurotiales, Aspergillaceae. The transcript has a single exon.
AUGUUUCGCCUGCUACCUUGGCCCUCUGCGAUCGGAGGGAACAAGAUGAUGUCGGAAGAUGUCAAGAUGUUGACCCCCUGUGUCAACACCUUGGUCCCCCAGCUCAAGCGGAAGCGCUCCGAUGACUCUGUGAAGGGGGCACCUGCUGCCACGAAGAUCCGCACCGAUGAUUCAAUUAAGAUGCCGUCGCCCCCGGUCGCACCUUCGAAUCCUGUCGCUUCCCCAAAUGCGCCAUCGUCCAUGGCCACACCCACGCGUCCACCAGCGCAGGCCGCCGGUCGCACGGAUGUGGAUCGUCUCCGUGACACCAUCACCGCCCAGUUAAGUCUGGAGGUGCUGUUGAAGCACAAUGAACUACGUCUGAUCGACCAAGAAAUCGCCAAAUGUCAAGUCUCACUCGAACAGUUGCGCCGCUGUGCUGAGAUCCCGUACCCGGGAUCCAGCGUUACCGGUAUCUCGGCCGAUGUGAGUUUAGGCACGGGCGCAUCGGUGCUGCCUGGAAAUGGCUCCGCACCUAUGUCGCCUGCGCCCUGGGGUGUCACGGAAGGCCCAUAUUCGCGUCACUACGCGAGAUGGUUGCUGCCAGACCCCCGGUUUGAUGGUGAAGUCGACUCGGGUUUGUCAGCAGGUUCUGCUAUUCCCGUCGAGGGCCGGUCUACUCGGGGGAACCCGGUGGAUUUCAGCUCGCUGGCUGGGAAAUCGCGCCCUUCACGGGGCUCGGGCGCUCCCAAGUUGCAGUCGCUGCCUAGUGGAUAUCCUGUCGUUAAGGAAAAGGCAGGCCCAAUGAUUAUGCGACGCAAGUCGGAUGGUCUUUUUGUCAAGCUUACCUGCCUGGAUUGCCAACGCGUCGACUUCUCCAGUACGCAAGGCUUUAUCAAUCACUGUCGUAUUGCACACAACCGGAAUUUUGCUAGCCACGAUGCCGCUGCUCAGGCAUCGGGCGAGCCUGUCGAGGUGGAUGAGUCUGGUGCUAUCAUCGGUGGCCGGACUGAGUCUACUACCAGCACUGCUGCCUCGGGAUCCGUUCAUCCAUUGAAUCGUUCUUCCAACCUACCCACUCCGGCCAAGGAGUCGGUGACUCCAAAGAAAUUGUCUGUGAUGAGCAACUCUGCGGUUGCGACUCCUCCAGCAACCAUUCAACGGAAGGUUGAUCCGCGUCGCCAGUCCGAGCCUGCCAAGGCCAACAAUCCCUCGUUCCUUGCCUCGCCUGCGACUCCUCAUCUCUCUGCUUUCAUGAAAUCGCGUGGCCUGGGCUUGAACAUGGAGAAGUUGGUGCAAGAAGCCAAGACCCCUGUCGAUCUGAGUGGUCUCUCCGACGAUGACUCCGAUAUGGACGAGUCAGCCCCGUCUUCUGCAAGGACCCCUCAGGACUCCCAGCAAGGUCCUCAUGCAGCACGUCAUCCUAUGCGUAUGCCUACUGCCCAAGACGCGGCCGAUCAACCUGGCGGCAAGGCUCUUCAGCAUCCCGACAUGACUCCGACUCGGCCUCAAUCUCAUGCGCCAUAUCUUUCUGAGCUUGAGGCUCUGUCUGCCUCAGCUCCUCCGUCUGCAAUGGAUACUCCUCGGGAUCCCAUGGACCAUCCAGCCCAUCUGAGCCCCAACACUAUGGAGUCUAACCAGGCUCCUAGCUUGGUCAGCGAUGAUGAAGAUGACUAUGAAGUGGCAUUUGACUCCGACAGCCCUAGCUCGUCUGAGGCCGAGGACAAUGAUGAAGAGUUCCGUCACAUCGAAGUGCAAGAUGACGAGCGCACCAGUGCCCCGUCUGCUCCCGCAGAGUCCAAGCCUGGUCCCUCGCUGGCGAACCCGAUGUCGCAACCUGCGCCCCCUCUUCCCAAGCAAAUGAAGCAGGGCCGUCCCGCGCUGCCUUCAUUUGAUCGUACCCGGGACGACCAGUUCAACCCCAUGCGUGAUAUCACCAAGCCGGUGAACUUCACACGACCUGACUUCCGUCCUCCCAGUGAGGAUCCGUCAAAGACGAAGCGGGACAAUGGGCGCAACCCCUCUCCCCCUUUCAGCAGAUAA